This is a messenger RNA of Cyclocybe aegerita, 1401 nucleotides long. The record is from the annotation of a GenBank genome assembly. NCBI's taxonomy places the organism in Eukaryota, Fungi, Basidiomycota, Agaricomycetes, Agaricales, Hemipholiotaceae.
AUGGACCCCAACCAACUUACCCCUGUUCCUGGCAACCCUAACAUCCGAUAUGACAGGUUUGGGUGGCCAUAUGUCCAAGAUGUCUCUGGUCAUUGGGUUCAGUUAUACACGCCAACCAUGGUGACUUCUCAGUCUGUCCCUACUGCAACUCAUGGAUUUCCUGCUGUGUCCCAGAACGAAACUGCCCCAACUCGCCCCCAUAAUAACAUGGAGGAUGGUCCAAACCAACCGCUUUCUGAGGCUCUUGUGGUCUCGGACGACGACCUCUCUGACCCGGUCACAAUUGUGAAGUCCCGGGGCCAUGCCGCUGCGAAGAAGGUCGCUGGAUCACGUCAGAAGGGCAAGGGCAAACAGCGCGCUGUACUAACCGAGUCUCGCGAUAAGGGAAAGGAGAAGGCCACCGCUCGCAAGUGCAGGCAUGCCUCGGAUGAUGAAGAAGUUGAGGUAGUAGCCAAGCGUGGCCAUCCCAAGGGUGCUGGCAACUACACUGCAGAUGAGGUUGAUGCCCUCCUUGACUUUGUCGAGGAGGAGCUCCCUCUUGGCCAACGCGGGUGGCAGUCCAUCCACCGUGGUUUCACUUGCUGGGCUCGUCGUAACGAUGCUGCUGAACGCACGUUAAAGUCUCUGGAGACCAAGUUCAAACAGCUUGUUAAGACCACGAAGCCCACUGGUGAUGCCUAUUGUCCCCCGGACGUCAAACGAGCACACAAGAUUGACGGGCGUAUCAACGAGAGGGCUGCCACCCGCGAUCUCAACGACUCCGACUUCGAUGAUGCUGCUCAGUUGACUGGUGGAUCUGAAGAUGACGACGACGAUGCCGACGACAUCCCAGAGGCGCCGAAGAAAUCGAGGAAGGCGGCAUCCGCUGGCAACCGUGAUAUCCAGAAUGCUAUCAUCCGCCGACCUGACCCCGCUGUCCAGCGCCGCUCUCGGUCAAACAACGUCGACCUCAUUGGAAAGCUUGCCAAUGCCUUUGAUCCGAGUGUCCAACAAGCUCGUGAUGAGGAACGUGCCCAGUGUUCCUUCCAAGCCUCGCAGAUGUUCACCCUUUCCCAGCAACUUCGAGACGCCAACCUUACCAUUGAGUCGCUCCGCUCCCAGCUCUCUACUCUCCAGACCCAGGUUCAUGAGGCCCAGCGAGCCCGCGAUCGUGCUGAGUUGCAGUUGCAGCUCAUUGAAGAGGGUAGCCGCCAGUCUCGACCUUUCAGGAGGAGCCGCCACAAUGGAGACCAGCCUUCGUCGUCGUCGUCGUCAGGCCAUCACUUUGGCAUAGAGUUGCAAGCUUUGACUACUUCCCAGCCCAAUGCUGCCACUGCCACAGCUGGCAAGGACCAAGAUGGUGAGGAGGGUGACAAUGACGAUAUAUACGUCAAGGAUGCUGAUGGGCCCAAGGACGAGUAG